Messenger RNA from Ochlerotatus camptorhynchus, 1392 nucleotides. RefSeq lists its product as uncharacterized. The coding region runs from base 1 to 1392 and encodes 463 amino acids. The record is from RefSeq and is a predicted model, not a curated record. The transcript has 5 exons. Lineage: Eukaryota; Metazoa; Arthropoda; Insecta; Diptera; Culicidae.
AUGAAUGCUGUGCAAUUUGAAGAACUAUUGACGAAAGUUGGACCAAAAAUUAUGAAAAAGGACACAUUGAUGCGCUCGGCUAUACCGGUUCAUAUAAAGCUCAUGAUUACCUUGAGGUAUCUUGCAACCGGAGACUCCUUCAAGAGUCUGGAAUUUUUAUAUAGAGUACCAAAAUGUACAACCUCUACAUUUCUGGUAGAAACCUUGGAAGCUAUUUACGAAUCCUUGAAAAAUUUCAUUAAGGUUCCCUCUUCACAAACGCAAUGGAUGCCGAUUGUUCAAGCAUUUUCAACCAAAUGGAAUUUCCCGGGGUGUUUUGGUGCUAUAGAUGGCAAGCACGUUCUUAUACGAAAUCCUCCGGAAAGUGGAUCAGACUACUACAAUUAUAAAGGAUCGUACAGCAUAAUCUUACUUGCUUUAGUAGAUGCCGAUUAUCGGUUCAUAUACAUCGACGCUGGUGCACAAGGGAGGAUUUCAGACGGUGGGUUGUUCCAGGAGAGCUCACUUCUACGCUACUUGGAAGAAAACCGAUUGGGGAAUCCUGCGGGAACACUCAUUGUUGGCGAUGACGCCUUUCCAUUGAAACCGUACAUGAUGAAGCCAUACUCUCGGAAAAAUAUGACUUUAAAAGAAAGAAUUUUCAACUACCGUCUCAGCAGAGCAAGGCGGGUCUCUGAAAAUGCGUUUGGAUUACUAGUAUCCAAAUUCAGGAUUUAUGAGAAACCGAAUCCUCUGAGUCCAGACAAAGUUACUUGCGUUGUGAAAGCAACAACAGCAUUACAUAAUUGGUUGAGGAAAACAUCUCCGUCAACUUAUACCACAACCGGCAUGAUAGAUGUAGAGAACAUAGAUACAGGUCAUAUUAUACCCGGUGCCUGGAGGCAAACACCAAUGGCAAUGGAACAUCUCGAAAGACAAGGCAGCAAUAAUCACACCCGUCAAUUUGAUGGCUGUCUGUACGAAAGUCCGGAAGCAGCAAUUCCCUUCGAUCGAGAGGGAACUGCUAGACGUGUGUCGUGUAAGACGGAAGUUUACGAAACAAUCGGGGCAAUUCUACACGAUGUGAAACUGUGCAGUGCUUAUGCCGUUGGCGGAGGUGGUGAUGGAGGGCCGGCCAAGAUUCUGGGUGCUCCGAUUCAUUUGAUAGCAGAUUCCAAGCCACAUUACGAUUCUGCACGUCGAGCAGGAUUUGGUGAUGACACAUUGGUUCGGUCAGAAUCGUUGCGAAAGGAAAAGGAACUGAACGCACAGAUCUAUGCCGGAUCCACUGAGCCACGAACUGUUGACGAGAUGGGUGCCGGCAUGGCGGUUUUCACCCUGUUGAAAACCGCCAUGGGCCUGCUGCAACCGACGGGAGGGCUUGUCCAUCCGCACCAGCAUAGGGAAGGCUGA